Molecule: messenger RNA, 1433 nt
Organism: Blepharisma stoltei
Lineage: Eukaryota; Ciliophora; Heterotrichea; Heterotrichida; Blepharismidae
Source: the annotation of a GenBank genome assembly
AUGUAUAUUUGACUAACCUUACUUUUUUUGCCUUCCCUUACGCGAGUUCUAGGCGACUCAAUUCCUAUUUUACAACCUGGUCACAGUCUUUCUAUUGCACAAUCCACAGAAUGAAACAGUUUCCAGCUUGUUUUGAAUUCCCCAUCCAAACAAUAUAUUCGAGUUUCAGUCCAAGUUCUUCAAAAGCCUGAUAAAUCUCAGCCAGUCUUAACUUUGGGCCAAGAAGACCCUUCUUUUUCCUCAGACGGGUCAUCAGUGACUGCCCAAAUGGUGGAUUAUGACGGAUGAUUUUCCCAAUGUGGCUAUCAUUCCUUAAUAUUCCAAAGUUCCUCAAUAUCAAGUUAUCCCAAAACGUAUAUAGCAUUCGGAAAUUUCAAUUAUUUAAAUGGACAAAUUACAUAUGUUGUCUCCGUAGAUGAAGAUGAUGGUAUUAUUUGUCCUCAAGAUUGCAAUUCCAGAGGUGUUUGUGUAUCACUUGGGGUAUGUGAUUGCAAGAAUGGCUACAUUGGAGUUGGCUGUGAAAGUGAAGCUAUAGAAAUUACUCAAAAUAAUUUGUAUUCCUUAAAUGCUCCUUGCCAAGGUGUGAAUUAUGCUUAUAUUAACCGUCAGAAGGUAUCAAAUGAUGCAUUAAAAUUUAAUUUUGGCUGAACUAAGCCUUAUGUUUUAUAUAUAAUAUUUUUUUAAAAAUAAAAAAAUUAUUGAUUUUUUAGGUGAAAAUUCAUGUAAUAAGUUAUAAAUCUUCAAGCAGGAUAUUUUUUGACUAUAAGGGAAGAGGCAUUGCAGAAUUGCCAUCGCCUAGAAGCUUUUUUUAUCAGAUUUUACUUCCAGCUUAUGACUAUAAAUUAAAAGUUGAUUUUGAUGUAAAAAAGAUGUCAGAUCUGAUUUAUAUAGCACUUUAUAAUGAUCUGAAUUGUACAAGUGAGAAUUUUAAUUUGUAUGUGAAAUUAGCUGGAGGGAGCAAUGAAGAUACUGAUAUUGCAAUUUAUGUAUGGCCAACGCUAGGAGUGAUAUUAUUUAUAAUUUGUGUAAUAGUGGGAGUUAUGUAUUAUAGAUACUGAAGACAUAAAAGACGAUUUUAUGGACUGUCUUUAGCUAUAAUCAAUAGAAAAUUCCCAGUCGUUCAUUAUUCUAAAGUUUCAGGCAAACUUUCAGAUAAAAGCUGUGCUAUCUGCAUGGAAGAAUUUCAAGAAAAUUCUCUUGUCAGAAGGCUAAAUUGUGAUCACAUUUUUCAUGAUGACUGCAUCAAGCAUUGGCUCAAGUCGAGCAAAGUAAUUUCUAUUUAGCUUUGUUAUAUAUGUAAACAAGACUGUAGAGCAUCCCCUGAAGAAUCCAUUGAUCUUACAAUGGAAAAAGAAGUGAUGUCUUCUCCAACGACUGUUACAACGGUGAAGGACGAGCUUUCUAUUUCUGGAGUCAUAAAGCUUGAUUCUUAG